CAAAAGCCAUAUUUUGAUAAACAAUAAUUAAAAACAAGCUUUUCACUCUGCUCUCUUCGCCCCCAUCCCAUCCCAUCGGCGGACUUUCCGAUAAAACCCCCUCAAAACCCUCUUCUUCUUCUUCUUCUUCUUCUUCUUAUUCAGUUGUUUGUUAUUUAUUCUCAAUUGUUAUUACAUUCCUAAUUAACCUACACAAACAUUUGCUCCCCUUUUUUCACACACCAAAAUACGCAAUGGCUUUGUCUCAGUCGCUAUCGAAACCCAUUUUCUCCACCAAACCCUCUUCUCAAACACCACUUUUUUCACUUCCCGCGACGCAGAGGAUCAAAACUCGGCCAUUCACGAUCCGCAACUCGGCGUCGGUUGCGGCGGCAAUCGUGGCCUCAAAGGCGGCGGCGUCGGCGAAGGUGAAGAACAUAAAAGCCCGGCAGAUCGUGGACAGCAGAGGAAAUCCGACGGUGGAGGUUGAUUUGAUAACGGAGGAUGACUCGCUUUACCGAUCGGCCGUACCAAGUGGAGCAUCAACAGGGAUCUACGAGGCUCUCGAACUCAGAGAUGGCGACAAGUCUGUAUUUGGGGGUAAAGGUGUCCUUAAUGCUGUUCAUAAUAUCAAUUCCCUCUUGGCUCCUAAACUCAUUGGUAUUGAUAUUAGGAAUCAGAAGGAUGUGGAUGCGGUUAUGAUAGAGAUUGACGGGACGCCAAAUAAAUCGAAACUGGGGGCGAAUGCAAUAUUAGGAGUAUCUCUAAGUGUGUGUAGAGCUGGUGCAGGAGCAAAGGGAGUGCCGCUAUACAAACACAUACAAGAAAUAUCAAACACAAAAGAGCUUGUUAUGCCGGUGCCUGCAUUCAAUGUUAUCAAUGGUGGCAGUCACGCUGGUAAUAACCUUGCCAUGCAAGAGUUCAUGAUAUUGCCUGUCGGAGCCAACUCUUUUUCCGAGGCUUUCAGAAUGGGUAGUGAAGUUUAUCAUAUAUUGAAGGGAAUAAUAAAAGCUAAAUACGGACAAGAUGCAUGCAAUGUGGGCGAUGAAGGUGGAUUCGCUCCGAAUGUGCAGGAUAAUAGGGAAGGUUUAGUACUUCUCAUGGAUGCUAUUGAAAAGGCUGGCUACACCGGGAAGAUCAAAAUAGGGAUGGAUGUGGCGGCUUCAGAGUUCUUGACUAAAGAAGGAAAUUACGAUCUCAAUUUCAAGAAACAACCGAAUGAUGGUUCUCAUGUGCUGACACCUGGAAGCCUUGCUAAUCUAUACAGAGAGUUUGUGAGAGACUUUCCUAUUGUAUCGAUCGAGGACCCAUUUGACCAAGAUGAUUGGACUUCUUGGUCUUCACUUCAAUCCUCUGUUGAUAUCCAGAUUGUCGGUGACGAUUUGUUAGUCACUAAUCCCAAGAAAAUUGCUGAAGCUAUUCACAAGAAAGCCUGCAAUGCUUUGCUGCUCAAGGUUAACCAGAUUGGUACAGUGACAGAAUCAAUACAAGCAGCACUUGACUCAAAAGCUGCUGGUUGGGGAGUUAUGGUUAGUCACCGCAGUGGUGAGACUGAAGACAACUUCAUUGCAGAUUUGUCUGUCGGCCUUGCUAGUGGACAGAUCAAGACAGGAGCUCCUUGCCGGAGCGAGCGUUUGGCCAAAUAUAAUCAGCUUCUGCGCAUUGAAGAGGAACUUGGAAAUGUUCGCUAUGCUGGUGAAGCUUUCAGAUCCCCUUAGGACUUGUUUCAUUUUCAAAAUGAUGGGAUGAAUCAUCAGUUUGUUUUUUUUUUUUUUUUUUUUUGUAUAUCCGAGAUGGUUAGAAAUCUGUCGAGAUAAAAUUAUUGAGCAAAUUAUUGCGGCAGACCUAUUGAAAAAUUAAAAUAAUACAGCUGGUGCAAAGAACACUGAUUUUCUGAUUUUGCAUCAAGAUUGAUUAAACUCUUUGUCUUGUGUCAUUCUCAA
Messenger RNA from Erythranthe guttata (spotted monkey flower), 1922 nucleotides. It is a transcript of the gene ENO1, whose product is annotated as enolase 1. Lineage: Eukaryota; Viridiplantae; Streptophyta; Magnoliopsida; Lamiales; Phrymaceae. Gene Ontology annotation, biological process: glycolytic process. Gene Ontology annotation, molecular function: phosphopyruvate hydratase activity; magnesium ion binding. Gene Ontology annotation, cellular component: phosphopyruvate hydratase complex. The record is from RefSeq and is a predicted model, not a curated record.